AUGAAGUACCAGACUAUUGCUUUCGCCACUUCGACCCUCGUCGGUCUCGUGGCGGCCAGUCCCUACCACCGUCACCACCAUCUGAGACGUGUCAGCAAGCGUGAGGUUCCCCAGGAGCACUCUCACGAGAUCUUCCUCAACAUUACCCGCGAGUUCCUGAACAAGGAGAACCCCAAGGCCAUCGCCGACCCCGUCUUCGGCCUCCUCGGAGACGCAGCUGCCAAGACGGGCGCUGGACAGGUUACCAACUUGGCCUGCCUGCAACAGGAGACCGCCGAUCAGGCCUUCACCAAUGCCAAAGCCGCCAAGGAUAUCCGCGGUAUGUCUGCCGCUCUCGUCUACCAGACUCUUGAGCGCAAUACCGCGGGCGUGGGUGUGAAUAGCGCGGCUUGCACCGACAAGCCUGUCAACGCUGAGAUCGCCGCCCUUUCCAAGAAGCACCAGGAUCCUGCUGCCGACGGCGCUGCGGCCAACAACAAGGAGGUUGCUCUCGCGCUGGCCAAGCAGUUGGCCGCAGUCGGCGGUGACCCCAUGCUGGCUCUCGAGAGCGGCACCUUCGCCCCUGGUGACAAGUCCGACACUACCUUCAAGGGUCUCAGCUGUGACACUGACACCGACCCUACCGGAUGCAUCUUCACUGAGAAGAAGCUUGUCCUUGAUGCCACUCCCGACGAGAUCACCGCCGCUGCUAAGGGUGUUACUCAGACUGUCACCGGCGGUACUGGUGAGCUGAAAGCAACUCACAUCGACAUCACUGGCCUCGCCGUCGCCGGCCAGACCGGAGCCCAAACUCAGGCCAACAACGGCACUGCCGGUGGAAACAACGGAAACAACUCGAACAACAACGGCAAUGCCAACAGCGGCAACGCCAACACUGGUAGCGGCAACAACGUCCAGACUUUCACCGGCUCUCUCGGUGGCGCCCCUCCUCCGGUCAUCCAGAGCUCUGGCGACCGUCCCUUCUCCGUCAACGGCGACACCUUUGUCGGAAAGGGUGCCGCCCUAGGCCGAUCAUGCGACGUCCAGCACAACGCCUGCGCCCGCGCCGUCAACAGCGGCCAGCUCGACGGCGAAGUUUCCCAGUGCGACGAACAGAAUACUCAGUGCCGCGCCCAGGCCAACCUCCGCAAGCGCUUCUUCAAGCGCCAGGCCACCGACUUCGGUUCCUGUAGCGACCCUUCCGUCGUCUUCAAGGACGGCUUGCCCGAUCGCCAGGCCGCCGCCUUCAUCGCCAACAACCAGGGCGACUUCAACCACGGCUCUGCGCAGAAGAUCGGUAUUAUUGCUGGCUUCAUCUGCCAGCGUCUGUCUGACAGCUGCAAGGCGCCUGCUGCUACCAUUGAGAGCUGCAACAAGGCUCAAACUGCGGCUGUUGCUGCUACUCAGGAUGAGACUGCUGCGAAUGUGUUCAACAGCAUGCUCAUUGGCGGCUCGGCUAGCGGCAACGUCACCGCGCGUGGGGAGCUCAGACUUCACUGA
Messenger RNA from Colletotrichum acutatum, 1479 nucleotides. RefSeq lists its product as uncharacterized. The transcript has 2 exons. Bases 1 to 1479 code for a protein of 492 amino acids. Lineage: Eukaryota; Fungi; Ascomycota; Sordariomycetes; Glomerellales; Glomerellaceae. The record is from RefSeq and is a predicted model, not a curated record.